Anthostomella pinea is the source of this 1764-nucleotide messenger RNA. The record is from the annotation of a GenBank genome assembly. NCBI's taxonomy places the organism in Eukaryota, Fungi, Ascomycota, Sordariomycetes, Xylariales, Xylariaceae.
AUGCCUAAGCCUGAUUCGGCCCGGCUUCUGGCUCUGGCAGGUCUUUGCCGGCGACUGGUCCUGCAGAGAUUCUUCAAGGAAUGGUUGAAGAUCAAUCUCACGACCCUAGCUCUCGCGCUCAGUAUCUUCGGUGCAGCUUCAGCAGGCAUCGGCCAGAUCCAGGACCUGGGCCGCCGAAUCUGGAACUCGAUCGCGAAGUUCUUCGUGUCGUCCAUCUCGGUCUCUGGCGACGACAAGCUCAAUCAGGAGAUCAUCCAUUGGCUCGGGCACCACGUCCUACCUCGCCAGGAACUCCGGUCAUUGACGGCCCAAACCGAGAGCUUGAGCUACUACGGUUCUUAUCAGAUCCUGGCAAUGAGAGAGCUCGGUGGCGAUCAUCGAAAAGACCGAGAACCCAUUCACUACAUGCCCUCCUUCGGCAUCACAUGGUUCUUCCACGGUGGUAAUCUCUUCAUGGUUCGGAGACUCGACGGAGACGGAACCUCCAAGGCCCCGCAUGCCUUCAAAGGUGCCCCCAAAGAAACUGAGCAUCUUGUGGUCAUGUGCCUAGGGCGAUCUGUUGCACCCAUCAAGCGCUUUUUUGAUACGUGCCAGCAAUUCGUCGACAGCCAGAGAGAGUCGUUUGUCAAAGUUCGCGUGCCCAACCCCAGCUCCUACAAUCCUAAAUGGCGUGGGGUCCUCUUGCGCCCAAUAUGGCCUCUCGAAACCGUCCACUUCGACCCGGCCGUCAAGGAAGAACUGGUAGAAGACAUCGCCCGAUACUGCAAUGAAGAAACACGACGAUACUACCGGCUGCGCGGUAUUCCCUACCGCAGAGGCUACUUGCUACAUGGACCACCCGGAACUGGUAAGACGUCUCUCUCGCUUGCACUGGCUGGACAUUUCGAACUCGACCUCUACCUCCUCCAUCUACCAACGGUAUCGGGUGAUGACAACCUGGGGAUACUCUUUCAACGUCUGCCCGAUCGCUGCAUGGUCGUCAUUGAAGACAUCGACGCGGUAGGCAUAAAGAGAAAGCCGGGAGAAAAGAAAGAGUACCAAUACGGCUGUACGCUGUCAGGUCUCCUCAAUGUGCUCGACGGAGUUGCAUCAUCAGAAGGGCGAGUAGUGUUCAUGACGUCAAAUCACCCCGAAAACUUAGACGAGGCGCUGAUACGGCCGGGACGGAUCGACCGCAUUAUCUAUAUGGGCAAGAUAGGCCAACCGUCCGCCAAGGAAAUGUUCCUGCGAAUGUACGCGUCAGACGAGAAGGACAAGGCCCCAGUCCCAGGUCUCGAGAAGGAGAGACUCGAGUUUCUGCUCCAGGGCUACCUGCUCGGCCACCGCGACGCACCCGGCGUCGCGGCCGAAGGGAUCGCAGAGUGGGCGGUGAGGGAGCAGGAGAGAGAAGAACAGCAGCGCAAGGAGGAAGAAAAGGCCAAGGCAAAGGCGGAGCUUGAAGCCGAAGAGAAAGAGGCCGAGAAGGAGAAGAAAAAAGCUUACAAGAAGUCUGAGGAGGACGCUGACAAGGGUGGCAGCAGAUGCUGCUGUGUAUGUCCCUGCUUUGCUUUGCGGGCCAAGCUUCAUCCUGAAGAGACCAGCGCUACAAAGAGGGAGAGCAUUCGAGCGGUAGACGAAGACAACACCACAGCCGACGCCGAAACCCAGGAACCCAAGGACAAUACCGAAGCCCGCACCGGUGAGCCGGAAGCCAAUGACAGCACCGAAGAGAAGCCUGCUGAGCCGGAGGAGGUUGUUGAGGUCGCUAUUCCUUCCGACGCAUAA